AUGCCAAUCAUCCGGCCCGCUGGGUGCGCUUCUCAGCUCCCCGGCCCUGGAUCCGAAACGAUUCUUAAGCAGCUGAAGGCCGCCGGCAUGACAUGUAAGGAGGCUAGGCACGCGACGUUCCGUCCGAGGCAGUGCAAGGCCGCCGGCUACACCUACGAAGAAGCAAAGCAGGCCGGCUACGCCUAUUUUGAACUCCACUGGAACCGAGGUGAUGAGACGGAGAGUGUGCACCACAAUGGUUGGGACAUCGACGAGCCGUCACCUCAGCCGACGGGCACCCAGCGCGUUGUCCGCGAGUAA
This is a messenger RNA of Emiliania huxleyi CCMP1516, 300 nucleotides long. RefSeq lists its product as hypothetical. Bases 1 to 300 code for a protein of 99 amino acids. The record is from RefSeq and is a predicted model, not a curated record. The transcript has 2 exons. Lineage: Eukaryota; Haptophyta; Isochrysidales; Noelaerhabdaceae.